Messenger RNA from Danio rerio (zebrafish), 2862 nucleotides. It is a transcript of the gene casd1, whose product is annotated as CAS1 domain sialic acid O acetyltransferase 1. Gene Ontology annotation, biological process: carbohydrate metabolic process. NCBI's taxonomy places the organism in Eukaryota, Metazoa, Chordata, Actinopteri, Cypriniformes, Danionidae. Gene Ontology annotation, cellular component: Golgi membrane; membrane. Gene Ontology annotation, molecular function: N-acetylneuraminate 9-O-acetyltransferase activity. The record is from RefSeq and is marked validated.
UGGCAGUUUAGGAUAUAGGGGAAAAAAAAGUUUAAAUAUUAACUAGACUGGUUUGACUUCAGGUUAAUCAAAUGCAACUGUCUGAUGUAAAUAAUUUGGAACUUAAAUCUAAUACCAGAAGAAAAUGAAUCCUGAGGUGGAUAUGAAAGCUGAGGACUGCAAUCACGCAGAAGCUGAAGCACACGCGGGAAACGGGCACGCGCCGCUCGGCUUUGCUUUCGUCAGCUCCGCCGCAGCUCGUCUGUCUGCCUGUUGUCAUGGAGGAGCCAAGAUGGCGGUCCUGGCCUAUAACCUAGGCAAACGGGAAAUAAAUCAGUAUUUCAGCAUCAAAAAUGCAAAGUUGCUGGCAGCCGCCGCUGUCGUCCUUCUCACUGUGUUUCACGCGGCUUCUCGACAUUAUGGAAGCAGUGACACAUGUGACUGGCUGUUAUCCAGUGGACGUUUUUUAGGGGACAAUGUGUGGCAGCCCUAUGGGUGCAUGUUACACAAGUACAAAAGCACUGAAGCAAAGUUCUGCCUCAGAGAGAAGAGAAUAGCAUUUGUCGGAGACUCUAGAAUACGUCAGCUCUUCUAUUCUUUCAUCAAAAUGAUGAACCCUGAGGUGAAAGAAGUUGGGAACAAGCAUGAGAACAUCCCUUUUGUCGAUGGUGAUUCCACUGUGAAUUUCCUGUGGUACGCAGAAGUGAACAAUUCCUUGAAGGAGCAGUUAAUGUUAUGGACUGAGGGAUCUGCUUCCAAACCACAUGUCAUCAUCAUUGGUGCUGCUACGUGGUCCAUUAAGUUGCACAACGGCAAGAGUGAGGCGCUUUUUCAGUACAAGGCAAACCUCACAGCUAUAGCAGACACACUGGAAAAACUAGCCGAGCACAGUGAAGUCUACUGGGUUCUACAAGAUCCUGUUUAUGAGGAUGUGCUAAGUGAAAGCCGAAAGAUGAUCACAAAUGAGCAGAUAAAUCUGUACAAUGAGGCAGCAGUUAGUACCCUGAAUACCAGCAAAAAGAAGGUCAAAUUCCUGGAGGCAUCUAGGCAAGCUGCUAUGGAGACCAUUUCUCAGUCGGUGGACGGCCUGCAUCUUCCUGAGAGCACAAGAGAUGUUGGCGCCAUGGUACUUAUGAACUCCAUGUGCAACAAGAUCCUGAAGCCCAUUGAUGGCUCCUGCUGUCAGAGCGCUCCUCCGCUAAGCGUCCUUCAGAAGCUAGCAGCUGCUGUCCUCCUGGUGUCCGUCGUCUGCUUCGUCCUGCUGGGCUUCAGCUCACAUCGGAAGAGCAGACCCGCUCCUGAUGUGGAGAGCGGAGAGGAGAAAAAACACCCCGCUGCUGUGGGGCAGCUCAACCCAAAGGGACCAUUACUGGCCAUCGGCAAGAUGAGCCUCAUCAUGCUGUACUUCUACCUGUGUGACCGGGCUGACAUCUUUAUGAAGGAGCAGAAAUUCUACACACACUCCGCUUUUUUCAUUCCUCUCAUCUACAUCUUCGUUCUGGGUGUCUUCUACAGUGAGAACAGCAAAGAGACAAAACUUUUGAACCGAGAGCAGACGGAUGAAUGGAAGGGCUGGAUGCAGCUGGUCAUUCUUAUUUAUCACAUUUCUGGAGCCAGCGCAUUCAUACCGGUGUACAUGCACGUCCGUGUGCUGGUCGCUGCGUAUCUCUUCCAAACAGGAUAUGGACACUUCUCCUUCUUCUGGCUAAAGGGAGACUUUGGACUUUACAGGGUUUGUCAGGUUCUCUUCAGGCUUAAUUUUCUUGUGGUGGUGCUGUGUCUGGUUAUGGACAGGCCUUAUCAGUUUUAUUACUUUGUGCCUCUGGUCACCUUUUGGUUUGCAGUUAUUUAUGCCACAAUGGCACUGUGGCCACAGAUUCUUCAAAAGCAAGCUAACGGUAGUGCAUUCUGGAAUCUGGCCCUGUUGUUGAAACUUCUGGGUUUGCUUCUUUUCAUCGGAUUUUUUGCAUACUCGCAGGAACUGUUUGAGGGCAUUUUCUCUGUAUGGCCUCUUUCUAAGCUCUUUGAACUGCAAGGAAGCAUCCAUGAGUGGUGGUUCAGGUGGAAACUGGACCGAUUUGCUGUGGUCAAUGGGAUGCUGUUUGCCUUCAUUUACCUGCUGCUGCAGAAAUAUCAGCUGCUGUCUGAAGGCAAAGGAGAGCCUCUCUUCUCCAACAAGAUUUCCAACUGUCUGCUCUUUGUUUCUGUCGUUUCUUUUAUGACGUACUCCAUUUGGGCCAGUGGGUGCAAAAACAAGUCCGAGUGUAAUGAGAUGCAUCCAUACAUUUCUGUUGUGCAGAUUCUGGCUUUCAUUUUGAUCCGGAAUAUUCCUGGUUACGCUCGCUCUUUGUACAGCUCAUUCUUUGCAUGGUUUGGAAAGAUCUCCCUAGAGCUCUUCAUAUGCCAGUAUCACAUUUGGUUGGCAGCAGACACCAAGGGCAUCCUGGUCCUCAUUCCCGGAAACCCCACGUUAAACAUAAUCGUCAGCACCUUCAUCUUUGUCUGCGUGGCUCAUGAAAUCUCCCAGAUCACCAAUGACCUGGCCCAGGUGGCCAUCCCUAAAGAGAGCGGGCCUCUGCUGAAGAGACUGCUGGGAGCUGGAGUCUUUCUAGUGCUGGUACUGACACUGUCCCAAAAAGACUAAAGCAAUCCGGAGUACAUCAGAAUAAAGGCAGCCCAGAACGUUUAUUUCCUAGGAAUCAAUCCAGGGAUCUGUUUAACGCCAUUGGUCUGAAUACAAAACUCAAGCCAAGGAGCGCCUGUGAAAUGGAUUCUUGCAUUCGACAAAUCGCACGAGAAACUGUGUGCAAACUAACGCUCCAUCUCUGAGAUGAGUUUUACAGACAGUAUUUAAUAAUAAUAAUUUAUGUUUGUAUUUUAUAC